Coregonus sp. 'balchen' is the source of this 14619-nucleotide messenger RNA. The record is from the annotation of a GenBank genome assembly. NCBI's taxonomy places the organism in Eukaryota, Metazoa, Chordata, Actinopteri, Salmoniformes, Salmonidae.
AUGGAGAACGUGAGAUUGUCCAACCUACUGGAGUUCCAGAGUGUACCAGUAGGGGGUAUCAGUUACAAAGCAGCAUUCAGUGAGCAGCUCCAUGUCUCCGUUAUCGUUCCCCUCUGUGUCUGUCUGGAGGUUUAUGUACAGCAAGUCAAUCAGACUCUAUCACUGUGGUGCACUUUCGGUGGAGGGACCAAACUGAGCGUUGGCAGUAAGUAUUCAGUUCUAGAGCUUGACCUCUGAUAUCAAAAUCCCAAUUAACGUUCUUAACUAUAUUGCAACACCCUUAAAUAGAAAGUAGAAAUGUAUAUUUAUUUUUGGAGAAUUUGUGUUGCAUUUAUUUUCCUUAGAAGUAAAUUGAGUUAAAUUAAAAUGCUGAUUCAAGUUAUAAUAUAUCAAACAAGGAGCUUAUACAGCGUGUAUUAAUUUGGAACAGGGUUAUUGUUGAAAUCAGAGUGGUUUAGCUAAAUGUAGCUUUAUAAAGAGCGAAAGCAGUGUCUCUAUAGUGUCAGAGGUUUUUGUACGGCCGCUAAAUGAGAUUGUAUUACUGUGGUACACUUUUGGUGGAGGCACUAGACUGGAUGUUGGAAGUAAGUUUACCUACCUCUAAUUACUAAUUAAAGAAAAUGUUCUGACCUCGCAUACAGAUGCAUUGAUGAUCAUGUGAGAAAAGAAACUAAGAUUUAAAUUUAAAAAAAUACUAUGCAUGAUUAUGUUUUUGGUAAAAUAAUUAUUCUCUUCAUAAGCCUUACCAUUUGUGUGAAAAGCUGAAUAUAACGUUUGGUUAGACCUCAAAUUUUAAGCUAUUAUUUUUGGUUAAGAGACCCUGUCUCAUUGAUCAUAGCUCUAUUCAUUUUAUCUUGUCUUUUGUCUUUUAAAUGUAUAUAAUUGUUGUAAGAUGGUUAUACUCAACUUAAAUUUACUCCUUCAGUAUUCAACUGCAAAGUAUUGCUUAGUUUUGCUAUAUAUUUCCUAUUUGCUGUUUUGCUAACUUAUUUGAUCUCAUUUGCUAUUUUAUUUGCUAUUUGCUAUCGAUUGAAAAGUUUUGCUAUCUUGCGAAGUCCUGCUGCCAUGCUGUUCAUAUGAAUACACGUUUGGUUUCAACUUGAUAGAAUGUCUCGUAAAUUACACUAUAACUUAAUUCAUUUUAUUUCCAUGAAUCAAAACUUUUAAAUGUUUUUAGUGUGUCUUUUAAAUGAAAUGUAUAUUAUUUUUUAAAUUGUUACAGUCAACUGGAAUUUACUUCCUCAGCAUAGGCUUAUUUUCAACAGAUUUUAAAUGAAUUCAUAAUUUAAGAAUAGGUCGUACAAUCUGUGGAAUGUUCUUUAAAAUAAUAAUAAUAAAUAAUGAAAUACAGUUUGACUCCUAGGAUUUGAUUCCAUUACAAUAAGGGAGAAGUAUGCUGAAAUAUUUCACAUUUUAAAUAGUUAAAUUUGGAAGAUAGUUGAGUGUACUUUCAGUCAUCUCAUGUAGUUAUAAUAUUUAGUAGCUGAAAGAGUGACAGAAAGACUGAUAAACUGUCUGUUUGAGGAACAGAAAACUACUGAUAGACAAAGCCUUCAUUUACAGCUAGGAUGUAAAACUGAUGCAUCAUUAUUGUCAUAUCAGUCUGGUGAUUGAUUGAUAGCUCGCCUCUCCCUAACAUCCCACCUGUCUUUUAGGUGAUGUUAGUCCCACCUUGACAGUCCUGCCCCCCUCCAGCGUUGAGCUGGAGCAGGGCAAGGCCACUCUCAUGUGCCUGGCCAACAAGGGCUUCCCCUCAGACUGGAAGCUGAGCUGGAAGGUGGACGGUAGCAGCAGCAACACCUGGGAGGUGACUGGGAGCCCCGGGGUCCUGGAGAAGGAAGGCCACUACAGCUGGAGCAGCACCCUGACCCUUCCUGUCGACCAGUGGAGGAAGGUGGGCUCUGUGACCUGUGAGGCCACCCAGGGCUCCCAGUCUCCUCUCUCUGAGACACUGAGGAGAGACCAGUGUUCUGAUUAAUGAGUCCCCCCCCCCCUCUCUGACUCCACUGUUUUUACUCUGCACCUCUCCUUCUUACUGUUCCAGCAAUACUAGCACACUUGUGCUGCACUGGACCCUGUGUGGGAAUCCUUCCUCCAGCUGGAGCGUUUAGCAUAGUGGAACAAACAGAAUAUAUGUCUGAUUCUGAUGUCAAAUAGAUCUGCUUGGCUUUCAUAUCACUUGUUCUGCACCUAAUUGCUGUAAUGCUGUUGGUUCUGACAUGUUGAGAUAAUAAAGACGGUCAAUCUUUUAAAUUGUUUGCCUGGAUAUCAUUAUUUAAUGAGUUUUACCAUUAGACAUUGAGAUCUUCAUGAUUUGUUUAGAUUUCAUAAGGAAUGGAAAGCUCUGCCAUGGAAAAUGAUUUGACUAAUACAUGUCAGUUAAUUAACCUCUCUCAAUGAAUGCUUGGAUGAUUGGGGCACAUUUGGUACAAGUCAAAAGGAGAUCUACAAUGAUACUAAUACUGAAGCCAUGUGAUCUAAACCUACUGGUCUUCAUGAUGUUACUAAUACUGAAGCAAUGUGCUCUAAACUCACUGGAACUCUCUGGGGACAGGUAAACAUCUGGCCACGGUGCUGCUCUAUUCUGGGAGUGUUGCGGUAACCCUGCCCAUGCAAAUAUUACUUUCAAUCACACAACAGCUCACAAUCUCCCAGACUCAAAUCCUCUGGGCCUGAGGCAGCUGUGUGUGUCUGAGUAGGGCUGACUAGGGCUGGGGAACCAAACUUCAUGCUAGACUUUGCAUAACGUUCAAAUUGGGGACUUCACUCUCAGGUCUUUAUAUGGCUACGUAAACUACAUUUAUUUGUGGCAGAUAUACUGUAUCAUAAUGAUAUCAAUCUAGUACUUAUUGAAUCCAAUUUAUAUGACUGUAUUCACUCUUUCAAGGUUGGAAGGGGUACACUGUAGAAGUUGAGUAGGGCAUGAAUAGUUGGGUUCGGACAGGGUCAACUUUCAUGCUAUUGUGUACUGAAACAGGUUCUUCUUACAAUAUGAAGAUAAAUCAAACCUAUUCUGAAUUUUGUUCAACACGUCCUUAAAAAGAAAGCAUUUUCUACAGCUCUGUAUCCUUAGUGGUCCCAGUAUGUUUACUAAGAUGACAAUUUUUGCUGAAUAUAUUGAGAUAUGUACAGUAUAAUAGUCUAUAGAUAAGCCUAACCAAUUACAUUGUCGCAUUGUAGUGUCAUAUUUUGAUGAAUUGGUGUUUAGAAUACUUUAGAAUACGGGAGACUAUGUAGCUCUGCAGCUGUUGAGUCAGAGCAGUUCCUCUUUAGCUGAGGGAGGUUUUUGUACGACGCUCUAACACUGUGUGAACGGAGAGCUGUAACCCUGCUGACAGUAGUAAUCUCCUGCAUCUUCAGCCUGGACUCCACUGAUGGUCAGAGUGUAAUGAGUAUAAGAACGACCAGAUCCACUCCCAGUAAAACGACCUGGAAUCCCAGACUGACGGGUUGUAGCAGCAUAAACCAGGAGUUUAGGAGCUUCUCCAGGUUUCUGCAGGUACCAGUGGAGAUUAUUACUGGUGCUUGAACUGGCUGUACAGCUGAUAGAGAAAGUAUCUCCUGGGCUAACAGACUGAGAUGUAGGAGACUGAGUCAGAAUUAUAUCUGCUGAUGAUUCUGAAAAAAAUUAAAAGUGAAGAAAGGCUGAUUAAUAAGGUUGUCACAACAAAUAGACAUUGCUAAUCUUCCAAAGCCUAUCAUGAAACAUAUCAGGCAACACCAGAUGAUUUGUUUUUCUUUUUAUCUUCAAUAUUCACAAAUUAAGGUUAAAACACAUCAUAAAUUAAAGUUGGUCAAAGUGUCUCUCACCCUGAACAAGGAGCCCCAGUGUCCCCAGCAUUAUAAUCAGGGACAUCAUCAUUGUGCUGUGUGUUAGUUGCUCUGAAAGGAGUGAACAGUCACUGAUCAACACUUGGGUUUUAAAAGUAUGUGGAGCAAUGACGCAGGACAGCUAUGCAAAGCUUUCAUAUUUUCCGCAAAAACACGCACCGUGCACAUGCACACACACAGAUAACCCCAGAAACCCUAGACCCACUGCAAUUUGCAUACCGCCCCAACAGAUCCACAGAUGACGCAAUCUCUAUUGCACUCCACACUGCCCUUUCCCACCUGGACAAAAAGGAACACCUACGUGAGAAUAGUAUUCAUUGACAUUCAGGAUUCAAUACCAUAUUGCCCUCAAAGCUCAUCACUAAACUAAGGACCCUGGGACUAAACACCUCCCUCUGCAACUGGAUCCUGAACUUCCUGACGGGCCACCCCCAGGUGGUACGGAUAGGUAACAACACAUCUGCCACGCUGAUCCUCAACACGGGGGCCCCUCAGGGGUGCGUGCUCAGUCCCCUCCUGUACUUCCUGUUCACCCAUGACCGCAUGGCCAAGCACGACUCCAAUACCAUCAUUAAGUUUGCCAAUGACACAACAGUGGUAGGCCUGAUCACCGAUAACGAUGAAACAGCCUAUAGGGAGGAGGUCAGAGACCUGGCCGUGUGGUGCCAGGAUAACAACCUCUCCCUCAACGUGAUCAAGACAAAGGAGAUGAUCGUGGACUACAGGAAAAGGAGGGCCGAGCACGCCCCCAUUCUCAUCGACGGGGCUGUGGUGGAGCAGGUUGAGAGCUUCAAAUUCUUUGGUGUCCACAUCACCAACAAACUGUCAUGGUCCAAACACACCAAGACAAUCAUGAAGAGGGCACAACAACUCCUAUUCCCCCUAAGGAGACUGAAAAGAUUUGGCAUGGAUCCUCAGACCCUCAAAAAGUUCUACAGCUGCACCAUCGAGAGCAUCCUGACUGGCCUCCGACAGCAAGGCACUACAGACGGUAGUGCGUACGGCCCAGUACAUCACUGGAGCCAACCUUCCUGCCAUCCAGGACCUCUAUACCAGGCGGUGUCAGAGGAAGGCCCUAAAAAUUGCCAAAGAUUCCAGCAACCCUAGUCAUAGACUGUUCUCUCUGCUACCGCACGGCAAGUGGUACCGGUGCGCCAAGUCUAGUCCAAAAGGCUUCUUAACAGCUUCUACCCCCAAGCCAUAAGGCUCCUGAACAGCUAACCAAAUGGCUACCCAGACUAUUUGCAUUGAUCUAUGGACAUGCUUGUACUUCCAUCUAGUGGCAACAUAACGGCAAAAGAACAUCAAACAUCCCACACACUGGUUGACUCAACGUUGUUUCCACGUCAUUUCUAUGAAGUUAUGUUGAACCAACGUGGAAUAGACGUUGAAUUGAGUCUGUGCCCACUGGAAUGAUUGCACUUAAAAUGUCCUCCCUGCCACAGAUUCAAGCAUAAAUCUACCAUGACUGCUGUCUUAUGUUAUCUUAAUUUGGGAAGCUAUUGACAAUAACUGGACAUUUGUAUAAAGCACAUUUAUUUGCAGAUACACAUAGAGGGGGAAGCGACUAUCAGUUCUCAUAUAUAGCCUACCGGCAUUCUCCCUUCAUCUCUUCAUUGACCUCUCCUUCUUAUAUCCUUCUAUUUUUCUCUCCUUUAUUUCAUGAUAUAGUUAGUUUCACUGUCCAAAUACUAUCUUUGUCAGUUGAAACCUCAACCUUUUCCUGUAACUGUCAACAUCUCAAACAGCGAGUCCAUUAUUUCCAACCAGAAUUCACAAUCCUUAUCGAGUCUCACUGAGUCUGUGUGAAGGCGAUCAGAUCCUCAGAUGACUAUACAAUGUGGAUGGGUGGGUCUGUCAAUACUAGUCGAAGUCAAUCUAGACUCAUCUAUUCGUGAAAUGUCAAUAGAAAACUAAAUGAAAUACAGCUAGUUUGCAGACUUUCCAGCUUCAGUUUGAAGUGAUUGUGUUAGAUGUGUUGUUGGCUAGCUCCUCUGAACAGCAGUGUCCUGACUAGAGAGCACAUUUUGUAUGCCAGGAGAAAUCGUGCAUCAUUAGCUCAAUGUUAUGGAUGUAUCCAAAUAAAUGUAAGUAGAAAACAGCUUAAACAAACGCAAAUGCAGCUACUUUGUUGUUAUUUUGGUUGCACAGUUUGACGUGACUGUAAGUUAGCCGUAGUUGGCUAGCUAGCAAGCAAGGGAUAAGAACGUUAACAACCUUAGAUUUGUGUCGGGAUAUGUUGGUAACCCGUUGUCUAAAAGUGAUAAUGCCUUCGAAGUCGGUGUUUGGAGGACAUAUUAACACGGUUUACCAGCCCUUGACUUUGCCUCAUGCCUAACUACACCCGUACCAAUAUAUCCUCCAAACACCGGCUUCUCUGGCAUUAUCAAUUAAAUAAUGCAAGCUCUAGAAUGCCCUUCAAGCCAAUCAGAAAUUAGUAUUCAACAAUGCCAUGGUAUAAAUUUGAUUUAAUUGUCAUUUUUUGUGCACAAUCUACACAAAAUACUAUGUAAUGUCAAAAUGGAAGAAGAAUUAAAAAAUGUCUAAAACAUUUAUGAACAUAAAAAAAAAGGAAUAUAUCUUCAUUACAUUCAGUAAGUAUUCACAAACCUGAGUCAAUACAUGUUCGAAUGACCUUUGGCAGUGAUUACAGCUGUGAGUCUUUCUGGGUAAGUCUCUAAGAUCUUUGCAAACCUGGAUUUUACAUUAUUUGCACAUUAUUCUAUAAAAACUUCUUCAAGCUCUGUCAAGUUGGUUGUUGAUCAUUGCUAGACAGCCAUUUUCAUGUCUUGCCACAGAUUUUCAAGACGAUUUAAGUCAAAACAAUUAAUUUUCUCCUUUCCCCCUUCUGAUAACCAGGUGGCGAAUCGCAUCUCUGCAUGUCUGGCAGACAUAUCAGUGUGGAUGUUGGAUCACCACCUCAAGCUGAACCUCGGCAAGACGGAGCUGCUCUUUCUCCCGGGGAAGGACUGCCCGCUCCAUGAUCUCGCCAUCAUGGUUGACAACUCCAUUGUGUCCUCCUCCCAGAGUGCAAAGAACCUUGGCGUGACCCUGGACAACACCCUGUCAUUCUCCGCUAACAUCAAAGCAGUGACCCGAUCCUGCAGGUUCAUGCUCUACAACAUUCGCAGAGUACGACCCUACCUUACGGCACAGAUCCUAAUCCAGGCACAGGUCCUAAUCCAGGCACUUGUCAUCUCCCGUCUGGAUUACUGCAACUUGCUGUUGGCUGGGCUCCCUGCCUGUGCCAUUAAACCCCUACAACGUAUCUACAACGCUGCAGCCCGUCUGGUGUUCAACGUUCCCAAGUUCUCUCAUGUCACCCCGCUCCUCCGCACACUCCACUGGCUUCCAGUUGAAGCUUGCAUCUACUACAAAACCAUGGUGCUUGCCUACGGCGCUGUCAGGGGAACGGCACCUCCUUACCUUCAGGCUCUGAUCAGACCCUACACCCAAACGAGAGCACUACGUUCAUCCACCUCUGGCCUGCUAGCCCCCCUACCUCUACGGAAGCACAGUUCCCGCUCAGCCCAGUCAAAACUAUUCGCUGCUCUGGCACCCCAAUGGUGGAACAAGCUCCCCCAUGACGCCAGGACAGCGGAGUCACUGACCACCUUCCGGAGACACUUGAAACCCUACCUCUUUAAGGAAUACCUGGAAUUAAAAAAUAAUAAAUAAAUAAUAAAUAAUAAAAUAGGGGGGUUGUCCCACUGGCUAUCAUAAGUUGAAUGCAUCAAUUUGUAAGUCGCUCUGAAUAAGAGCGUCUGCUAAAUGACGUAAAUGUAAAUGUAAAUGUAAAACUGUAACUAUAUGUAGGCCACUCAGAAACAUUCAAUGUCGUCUUGGUAAGCAACUCGAGUGUAUAUUUGGCCUUGUGUUUUAGGUUAUUGUCCUGCUGAAAGAUGAAUUUGUCUCCAAGAGUCUGUUGGAAAGCAGACUGAAUCAGGUUUUCGUCUAGGAUUUUGCCUGAGCUUAGCUCUAUUCUGUUUAAUUUAUCCUGAAAAAAAUAUACCAUCCAAAAUGUCAUUAAUAACUUCACCAUGCUCAAAGGGAUAUUCAAUGUCUGCUUCAUUUUUUUACCAAUCUACCAAUAGGUGCCCUUCUUUGCGAGACGUUGGAAAACCUUUCUGGUCAAACCUGUGUUUGAAAUUCACUGCUCGACCGAGGGACCUUAAAGACAAUUGUAUGUGUGAGGUACAGAGAUGAGGUAGUCAUUUAAAAAUCAUGUUAAACACUGUUAUCGCACACGGAGUGAGUCCAUGAAACUUAUUAUGUGACUUGUUAAGCAAAUGUGUAGUCUUAUUUAGGCUUGCCAUAACAAAGGGGUUGAAUACUUUUCAGCUGUUUUUACUUAAUUUGUAAAAAUGUCUAACCACAUAAUUCCACUUUCACAUUAUGGGGUAUUGUGUGCAGGCCAGUGACACAAAAUCUCAAUUUAAUCAAUUUUAAAUUCAGGCUGUUACACAAUUGUUUUGGGAAAAAGUCAAGGGGUGUGAAUACUUUCUGAAGGCACUGUAUGUCAACAUAGUCCAAAGCAGUUUUCAAAAUGUUGAAAGUUCAAUGGGGAACAUGAAUGUGUCCAAUCUACUGAAGUUCCACAGUAUUAGUUACAAAGCAGCAUUCAGUGAGCAGUGCCAUGUCUCUAUUACCAUUUCCCUCUGUCUGUCUGGAGAUUUUUGCACAGCCAGUCAAUCAGACUUUCUCACUGUGGUGGACUUUCGGUGGAGGGACCAAACUGAAUGUUGGCAGUAAGUAUUCAAUUCUAGAGCUUGACAUCUGAUAUCAAAAUCCCAAUUCAUUUUCUUAACAGUAUUAAUAUCAAACAAGGUUAUACAGUGUGUAUUAAUUUGGAACAGGGUGGUGUAGAAAAAUGUAGCUUUACAAAGAGCGAAAGCAGUGUCUCUAUAGUGUCAGAGAUUUUUGUACGGCCGCUAAAUGAGAUUGUAUAACUGGGGUACACUUUUGGUGGAGGCACUAGACUGGAUGUUGGAAGUAAGUUUACCUACCUCUAAUUACUAAUUACAAUUUUUAUGUAUAUAUCUAUACAGUGGGGGAAAAAAGUAUUUAGUCAGCCACCAAUUGUGCAAGUUCUCCCACUUAAAAAGAUGAGAGAGGCCUGUAAUUUUCAUCAUAGGGACACAUGAAUUUAUUUGCAAAUUAUGGUCGAAAAUAAGUAUUUGGUCAAUAACAAAAGUUUCUCAAUACUUUGUUAUAUACCCUUUGUUGGCAAUGACACAGGUCAAACGUUUUCUGAAAGUCUUCACAAGGUUUUCACACACUGUUGCUGGUAUUUUGGCCCAUUCCUCCAUGCAGAUCUCCUCUAGAGCAGUGAUGUUUUAGGGCUGUCGCUGGGCAACACGGACUUUCAACUCCCUCCAAAGAUUUUCUAUGGGGUUGAGAUCAAGAGACUGGCUAGGCCACUCCAGGACCUUGAAAUGUUUCUUACGAAGCCACUCCUUCGUUGCCCGGGCGGUGUGUUCGGGAUCAUUGUGAUGCUGAAAGACCCAGCCACGUUUCAUCUUCAAUGCCCUUGCUGAUGGAAGGAGGUUUUCACUCAAAAUCUCACGAUACAUGGCCCCAUUCAUUCUUUCCUUUACACGGAUCAGUCGUCCUGGUCCCUUUGCAGAAAAACAGCCCCAAAGCAUGAUGUUUCCACCCCCAUGCUUCACAGUAGGUAUGGUGUUCUUUGGAUGCAACUCAGCAUUCUUUGUCCUCCAAACACGACAAGUAGAGUUUUUACCAAAAAGUUAUAUUUUGGUUUCUUCUGACCAUAUGACAUUCUCCCAAUCCUCUUCUGGAUCAUCCAAAUGCACUCUAGCAAACUUCAGACGGGCCUGGACAUGUACUGGCUUAAGCAGGGGGACACGUCUGGCACUGCAGGAUUUGAGUCCCUGGCGGCGUAGUGUGUUACUGAUGGUAGGCUUUGUUACUUUGGUCCCAGCUCUCUGCAGGUCAUUCACUAGGUCCCCCCGUGUGGUUCUGGGAUUUUUGCUCACCGUUCUUGUGAUCAUUUUGACCCCACAGGGUGAGAUCUUGCGUGGAGCCCCAGAUCGAGGGAGUUUAUCAGUGGUCAGGUAUGUCUUCCAUUUCCUAAUAAUUGCUCCCACAGUUGAUUUCUUCAAACCAAGCUGCUUACCUAUUGCACAUUCAGUCUUCCCAGCCUGGUGUAGGUCUACAAUUUUGUUUCUGGUGUCCUUUGACAGCUCUUUGGUCUUGGCCAUAGUGGAGUUUGUGGUGUGACUGUUUGAGGUUGUGGACAGGUGUCUUUUAUACUAAUAACAAGUUCAAACAGGUGCCAUUAAUACAGGUAACGAGUAAACCAGUCAAACGUUUGAACACACCUACUCAUUCAAGGGUUUUUCUGUAUUUUUACUAUUUCUUAUAUUGUAGAAUAAUAGUGAAGACAUCAAAACUAUGAAAUAACACAUAUGGAAUCGUGUAGUAACCAAAAAAGUGUUAAAUAUAUUUUAUAUUUGAGAUUCUUCAAAUAGCCACCCUUUGCCUUGAUGACAGCUUUGCACACUCUUGGCAUUCUCUCAACCAGAUUAAUGAGGUAGUCACCUGGAAUGCAUUUCAGUUAACAGGUGUGCCUUCUUAAAAGUGAAUUUGUGGAAUCCUUUCCUUCUUAAUGCGUUUGAGCCAAUCAGUUGUGUUGUGACAAGGUAGGGGGUUAUACAGAAGAUAUCCCUAUUUGGUAAAAGACCAAGUCCAUAUUAUGGCAAGAACAGCUCAAAUAAGCAAAGAGAAACGACAGUCCAUCAUUUCUUUAAGACAUGAAGGUCAGUCAAUAUGGAACAUUUCAAGAACUUUCAAAGUUUCUUCAAGUGCAGUUGCAAAAACUAUCAAGCGCUAUGAUGAAACUGGCUCUCAUGAGGACGGCAACAGGAAUGGAAGACCCAGAGUUACCUCUGCUGCAGAGUUCAUUAGAGUUACCAGCCUCAGAAAUUGCAGCCCAAAUAAAUGCUUCACAGAGUUCAUGUCACAGACACAUCUCAACAUCACCUGUUCAGAGGGGACUUUGUAAAUCAGGCCUUCAUGGUCGAAUUGCUGCAAAGAAACCACUACUAAAGGACACGAAUAAGAAGAAGAGACCUGCUUGGGCCAAGAAACACGAGCAAUGGAAAUUUUUGGUUCCAACAGCCGUGUUUUUGUGAGACACGGUGUUGGUGAACGGAUGAUCUCCGCAUGUGUAGUUCCAACCGUAAAGCAUGGAGGAGGAGGUGUUAUGGUGUGGGGGUGCUUUGCUGGUGACACUGUCUGUGAUUUAUUUAGAAUCCAAUGUAUACAUAUCUUUAAAAAAUAUAUUUCCCUUUAUUAUUUUCUGCUAACACUACCACCCCUCCCCUAAAAUGAGUAAUACUAAUGAACAACAACACUUAGGCUUCUACUUCCAGCUUAUACAUACUAUAUACAUUUUACGGACACAAUCUAUUUUACAGUAGUUAUAUUUUGUUUGUUUUUAGUCCUGUCCUUCCUCUACCCUCAACCUAUCCCCUAUUUCUGAUGUCAGUAUGAAAAAUGUCUGCACUCACUAACUGUAAGUCGCUCUGGAUAAGAGCAUCUGCUAAAUUACUAAAAUGUAAAAUGUAAAUGUCCAUCCAGUUUGACGGCUAUUUGCCAUAUAUUUUUAACUGUGCUGUUUCACAAAAGUUUUGAACCUACAGUUGAAGUGGGAAGUUUACAUACACUUAGUUUGGAGUCAUUAAAACUUGUUUUUCAACCACUCCACAAAUUUCUUGUUAACAAACUAUAGUUUUGGCAAGUCGGUUAGAACAUCUACUUUGUGCAUGACACAAGUAAUUUUUCCAACAAUUGUUUACAGACAGAUUAUUUCACUUAUAAUUCACUGUAUCACAAUUCCAGUGGGUCAGAAGUUUACAUACACUUAGUUGACGGUGCCUUUAAACAGCUUGGAAAAUUCCAGAAAAUUAUGUCAUGGCUUUAGAAGCUUCUGAUAGGCUAAUUGACAUUAUUUGAGUCAAUUGGAGGUGUACCUGUGGAUGUAUUUCAAGGCCUACCUUCAAACUCAGUGCCUCUUUUCUUGACAUCAUGGGAAAAUGAAAUGAAAUCAACCAAGACCUCAGGAAAAAAAUGGUAGACCUCCACAAGUCUGGUUCAUCCUUGGGAGCAAUUUCCAAACGACUGAAGGUACCACAUUCAUCUGUACAAACAAUAGUACGCAAGUAUAAACACCAUGGGACCACGCAGCCGUCAUACCGCUCAGGAAGGAGACUGUCUCCUAGAGAUGAACGUACUUCGGUGCGAAAAGUGCAAAUCAAUCCCAGAAAAACAGCAAAGGACCUUGUGAAGAUGCUGGAGGAAACAGGUACAAAAGUAUCUAUAUCCAAAGUAAAACAAGUCCUAUAUCAACAUAACCUGAAAGCCUGCUCAGCAAGGAAGAAGCCACUGCUCCAAAACAGACAUAAAAAAGACUGAUUACGGUUUGCAACUGCACAUGGGGUCAAAGAUCGUACUUUUUGGAGAAAUGUCCUCUGGCCUGAUUAAACAAAAAUAGAACUGUUUGGCCAUUGUAGUAUCGAGUCAAUGCUGGCAAUUAUUGCUGAUAAACAAAGGAGUCCGCUCAUACUGAACCUUGAUCAUAAGUUUAUUCAUAUCACAAGCUUUCAGCAUGAGUUACAGGUGUCAAGAUCACCCGGAGAACGGCGUCCCAGAUUGCAAUGGCCGCUCUAACCUCUUCGUCGUUUUUACCCAGUAUAUAUAAUCUUCCCAAGAUAUGGGUGGCUCCCUCUACUGUCCAAUCCCCUGUCUACAACACACAUACUUCUCUGUCCUAUCCUGGGUGUCACACUAAAACCGGCUCUCUUUCUGCUAAAGAAACAUCUGUUCAGGUUCCACUUAAAAACAUUAACAUAGUCAUAACCUUCAUAUACGACACCAUAAUGACCAUCGUUAUGUUUGGAGGAAAAAGGUGGAGCGCUUGCAAGCCGAAGAACACCAUCCCAACCGUGAAGCACGGGGGUGGCAGCAUCAUGCUGUGGGGGUGCUUUGCUGCAGGAGGGACUGGUGCACUUCACAAAAUAGAUGGCAUCAUGAGGAAGGAAAAUGAUGUGGCUAUAUUGAAGCAACAUCUCUAGACAUCAGUCAGGAAGUUAAAGCUUGGUCGCAAAUGGGUCUUCCAAAUAGACAAUGACCCCAAGUAUACUUCCAAAGUUGUGGCAAAAUGGCUUAAGGACAACAAAGUCAAGGUAUUGGAAUGGCCAUCACAAAGCCCUGACCUCAAUCCUAUAGAAAAUGUGUAGGCAGAACUGAAAAAGUGUGUGUGAGCAAGGAGGCCUACAAACCUGACUCAGUUACACCAGCUCUGUGGGAAGCUUGUGGAAGGCUACCCGAAACGUUUGACCCAAGUUAAACAAUUUAUAGGCAAUGCUACCAAAUAUUAAUUGAGUGUAUGUAAACUUCUGACCCACUGGGAAUGUGAUGAAAGAAAUAAAAGCUGAAAUAAAUCAUUCUCUCUACUAUUAUUCUGACAUUUCACAUUCUUAAAAUAAACUAACUGACCUAAGACAGGCAAUUUUCAGCUUGGUUAUGUUUUUGGUAAGAGUAAUUAUCUUCAUAAGAGUCACCAUUUGUGUGAAAACCGGAAUAUACCUUUUGGUUAGACCUCGAAUUUUAAGCUAUUCUUUUUUUGUUAAGAGACCCUGUCUCAUAAAUCAUAUUUCUGUUCAUUUUAUUUUAAUCUAUUUUAAAUGUAUACAAUUGUUUUAAGAUGGUUAUAUUCAACUUAAAUGUACUCCGUCAGCAUUCAGCUCCAAAGUAUUGCUGAAUUUUUGCUUUCUAUUCACCAUUUGCUAUUUUGCUAUCUUAUCUGAUCCUAUUUGCUAUUUUCUUUGCUGUUUGCUAUCUAUUGAAAAGUCUUCCUAUCUUGCGAAGUCCGGCUGUUCUACUGUUCAUAUGAAUAUAUGUUUAUUUUCAAUUUGUGAUAGAAUGUCUUGUAAAUUACACAUAACUAUAUUCAUUUUCUUUUGAUAAAUUAACACUUUUAAAUGUUUUAGUGUGCCUUUUAAAUUAAAUGUAUAUUAUUGUUAGAUGUUUAACGUCAACUGGAAUUUUACUUCCUCAGCAUAGGCAUAUUUUCAACAGAUUUUAACUGAAUUCAUAAUUUAAGAAUUGUUCAUACAUUCUGUGGAAUAAUAAUAACUAAUAAUGAAAUGCAGUUUGAUUCCUAGGAUUUUAUUCCAUUACAAUAAGGGAGAAGCAUGCUAAAAUAUUUGACAUUUUAAAUAGUUACAUUUUGAUUUUUCAUGUAGUUAAAAUAUGCUUCAGUAGCUACUCAAAGUGAAGUGAAAGAGAGACAGAAAGACUGUUUGAGGAACAGAAACCUACAGAUGGAAAAAAAAAAACGUAAUUUACAGCUAAGAUGUAAAACUGAUGCAUCAUUAUUGUCGUAUCAGUCUGGUGAUUGAUUGAUAGCUCGCCUCUCCCUAACAUCCCACCUGUCUUUUAGGUGACGUUAGUCCCACCUUGACAGUCCUGCCCCCCUCCAGCGUUGAGCUGCAGCAGAGCAAGGCCACUCUCAUGUGCCUGGCCAACAAGGGCUUCCCCUCAGACUGGAAGCUGAGCUGGAAGGUGGACGGUAGCAGCAGCAACACCUGGGAGGUGACUGGGAGCCCCGGGGUCCUGGAGAAGGAAGGCCACUACAGCUGGAGCAGCACCCUGACCCUUCCUGUCGACCAGUGGAGGAAGGUGGGCUCUGUGAACUGUGAGGCCACCCAGGGCUCCCAGUCUCCACUCUCUGAGACACUGAGGAGAGACCAGUGUUCUGAUUAA